Rhinolophus ferrumequinum (greater horseshoe bat) is the source of this 1727-nucleotide messenger RNA. RefSeq names its product cartilage associated protein (gene CRTAP). Gene Ontology annotation, molecular function: protein binding; collagen binding. Gene Ontology annotation, biological process: collagen fibril organization; peptidyl-proline hydroxylation to 3-hydroxy-L-proline. Gene Ontology annotation, cellular component: endoplasmic reticulum. Bases 81 to 1286 code for a protein of 401 amino acids. The record is from RefSeq and is a predicted model, not a curated record. The transcript has 7 exons. NCBI's taxonomy places the organism in Eukaryota, Metazoa, Chordata, Mammalia, Chiroptera, Rhinolophidae.
CCUCCCAGGCAUUCCUCCUGCCGCGUUGCGCCGUUCUCCUCCUUCUUUUCCUUUUCGCUGGGUUCCUUCCGCUGGGCGCGAUGGAACCGCGGCGCGGGGCGGCCGCAGCUCUGCUGGUGCUGCUGUGCGCCGGCUGUGCGCCGCGCUCCGGGCGGGCCCAGUACGAGCGCUACAGCUUCCGUAGCUUCCCCCGGGACGAGCUGAUGCCACUCGAAUCGGCCUACCGGCACGCGCUGGACCAAUACAGCAGCGAGCACUGGGCAGAGAGCGUGGGCUACUUGGAGAUCAGCCUGCGGCUGCACCGCCUGCUGCGCGACAGCGAGGCCUUCUGCCACCGCAACUGCAGCACGGUGCCCCAGCCUGAUUCCCCCGCCGACCUCGCCCGCUACCCGGAGCUGCGCCUCUUCGGAGGCCUGCUGCGCCGAGCGCACUGCCUCAAGCGCUGCAAGCAGGGCCUGCCAGCCUUCCGCCAGUCGCAGCCCAGCCGCGAAGUGCUGGCCGACUUCCAGCGCCGCGAGCCGUACAAGUUUCUGCAGUUCGCCUACUUCAAGGCAAAUAAUCUUCCGAAAGCCAUUGCAGCCGCUCACACCUUUCUACUGAAGCAUCCUGAUGAUGAAAUGAUGAAGAGAAACAUGGCUUAUUACAAGAGCUUGCCUGAUGCUGAGGAUUACAUUAAAGACUUGGAAACCAAGUCCUACGAGAGCCUGUUCAUCCGUGCCGUGCGGGCAUACAACGGUGAGAACUGGAGGACAUCCAUCACAGACAUGGAGCUGGCCCUUCCUGACUUCUUCAAGGCCUUUUAUGAGUGUCUCGCAGCCUGUGAGGGCUCCAGGGAGAUCAGGGACUUCAAGGAUUUCUACCUUUCCGUAGCAGAUCAUUAUGUAGAAGUUCUGGAAUGCAAAAUACAGUGUGAAGAGAACCUCACCCCAGUUAUAGGAGGCUAUCCAGUGGAGAAAUUUGUGGCUACCAUGUAUCAUUAUUUGCAGUUUGCUUAUUAUAAGUUGAGCGACCUGAAGAAUGCGGCCCCCUGUGCGGUCAGCUACCUGCUCUUUGACCAAGAUGACAAGGUCAUGCAGCAGAAUCUGGUGUAUUACCAGUACCACAGGGACAAGUGGGGCCUGUCAGAUGAGUAUUUCCAGCCCAGGCCGGAAGCAGUUCAGUUCUUUAAUGUGACUAUACUCCAGAAAGAGCUGUAUGCCUUUGCUAAGGAAAAUAUAAUGGAUGAUGAUGAGGGAGAGGUUGUGGAAUACGUGGAUGACCUCUUGGAGCUGGAGGAGACCGGCUAGUCCGUAGCUGCCAAAGAGACUGCCCCUCGAUGUUCAGGAAACACAGAUUCUUUGUCCUUUUCCCAGUAACCCAAGUUGUUGAUACCUCAAAGCCUUCUCUUUACUGUACAAAGUGAAAGGGAAGCCCCCGUCUCUCACUAUAUAUAACAAGGGGUGAGCCUGCCUUCCCACACCCGCCUCCCCACCUUCACACCUGCCUUCCCAUCUUCACACCCAUCUUCCCAUCUUCACACCUGCCUUCCCCACCUUCACACCUGCCUCCCCUUCUUUAUACCUGCCUUCUCCACGUUCAUACCUGCUUUUCUAACCAUUUUGGUUGGAAGGACUGCCUUCCAUGUUUCCCUCCCUCCACCCCACCCAGAAAAUCAGUAUUAUUUUUUAAAUAAGAAAAAUAUUCCUAAAAGAUGAUGAUUGUGAAAAUCUACUUUGACCUUUCUGCUC